Molecule: messenger RNA, 2634 nt
Organism: Nicotiana tabacum (common tobacco)
Lineage: Eukaryota; Viridiplantae; Streptophyta; Magnoliopsida; Solanales; Solanaceae
Product: MLO-like protein 4
Biological process (GO): defense response
Cellular component (GO): membrane
Source: RefSeq, a predicted model, not a curated record
ACAUUAUGGCGACAGAACCAGCAAUAAGCCCCAAUAAAUAGGCCUAAGGAGCAUGUGGAAAAUUCAGAUAGUUCACAAUUCCUAAAAAUGACAGGCAAAGAUAGAAAAACUGACCGACACACAUUUUUUGUAUAAAAAGAACAAUGUCAGAACUUUUUUUAUUUGGUUCAAUUACAGAUGAAAUUGUACCUCUUACAAAAAUUUGAGCUUUGAUGCUGCAAUAAAUCGUGUAUUCUGUUUUAGUAUAGAUUUCUAUAUGGUCCUUCACAAAUAGGCUGAUCUGAGACUUCAAUUCCACAACUUCAAAGCUUUAACAAUUAAACCUGUGACACCUUGAAAAGGCUGAUAGCAAUUAAAGGUUGAUUAUUGAUAUGAUGCAUUUGUUACUCCAUUUUCGGAAGAACAUAGAAACCAACCUCCCCAACAAUACGACAAGUCUUUAGUCAAGAGAGAGAUUACGUCAAAAAAAGCACAAAGUUUACAGUCUAAAUAUAAGAUUAGGUCAAAGUAACCACAAGGCACAAGUGCAUUAAUGAAGUGGUAGAAACAGCAACUACGACAACAUAGGUGGGUGAGCAUUUAGAGCAGAACAAGGAUGCGUGAGGUUGCCAGUUGGUUGUACAACAUACUGACAAAAGAUUUGCAUCAGGCAUUUCCACAUGGGACCAUUAUGCUUUCCUAGUUUCCAACACCCCACGCUCUAAGUUGAUGUUCGUUGCCUAUGAACCAAAAUCAGCUGACCAAUUGGUGAUCUUAUUAAUGGCAGUCUUUGCUCAGUGCUGAAGCUUCUGCACUUGAAACAAGUUCCAUCUUUCUGCAUUAGAUUUUCCCAAAAACUUUGAUAAUCCACCCAAAGACGUGAUUAAGGUUGAUGCAGUCUUUACUGUGGAUUUUAAGGUUGUUGAAUAUUAGUCAAGAUGGAGAAAUUGGAAGAAGCAUCGUUUGCUGAAACACCAACAUGGGCCGUAGCGACAGUCGUCACAGUUUUGGUGAGCAUUGGUUUCUUAAUCCAUAGCAGUUUGAACAAGUUUGGAAAGUGGUUGCACAGGACGAAAAGGAAACCUCUUUAUGCUGCGCUAGAGAAAAUCAAGGAAGAGCUUAUGGUUUUUGGACUGCUAUCACUGCUAAUGGGUCAUUGGAUCAUUUAUGUUGCAAAGAUUUGUGUCAAGUCAUCAGCCUUGAGCAGCCACUUCUAUCCAUGUUCUCCGCCAAGAAACAAGAGCGAAUCAGCAAUUACGCGAUUUGUUUUAUCAGGUUCUUCAUACUUGAAUUCAAGUUCAAGGCUGCUUUUAAGCAGCAGGAAUGAAGAUCUUUGUCCUGAGGGUCUCCAAUCGUUUGCUUCAAAGGAGAGCCUGGAGCAGCUCCAUCGUUUAUUGCUUGUCCUCGGUGUUAGCCAUGUGUCUUAUAGCUUUUUCGCCAUCGCCCUGGCAAUGAUCAAGAUAUAUAGCUGGAGAACAUGGGAAAACUAUGCCAAGUCAAUGGCUCUUCAAAGAUUGGAAGGUUCUGAAGAAGCUGUCCCAAACAACAGGAGAAUGGGGCGUAUAUCAACUUUUACUUUUCACCACACUGCUCACCCAUGGAGCCAGCACAGGGCUCUUGUUUGGCUGCUUUGUUUCAGCCGCCAGUUCUGGAGUUCUAUAAAUGAAGCUGACUACAUGGCGUUGCGCCUGGGUUUUAUUACUACUCAUCAGCUGCCAUUAACUUAUGAUUUCCAUAAGUAUAUGCUUCGAAGCAUGGAGGAAGAAUUUCGUGAUAUUGUUGGUAUUAGUGUUCCACUAUGGAUUUUCGUCAUACUUUGUGUAUUUUUAAGCUUUCACGGCACUAAUAUCUACUUCUGGAUCUCCUUCUUUCCUGCUAUUUUAAUCCUUCUGGUUGGUACCAAGCUUCACCAUGUGGUGGUUAAGCUGGCAGUUGAAAUCAUGGAUAGCAGUCCACGGGAAGGAUUUCAUCAGUUUAACCUCAGAGAUGAGCUAUUCUGGUUUGGGAAGCCUAGGUUUCUGCUACGGAUAAUACAAUUUAUAUCAUUCCAGAACGCAUUUGAGAUGGCAACAUACAUUUGGUCACUGUGGGAAAUUAAGGGAUCAUCGUGUUUCACAGAAAAUCAAACCUUUCUCGUGAUUCGCUUGUCAUUUGGGGUUAUUUCUCAAUUCUGGUGUAGCUUUGUCACAUUUCCACUCUAUGUUAUUGUUGCUCAGAUGGGUUCCAGAUACAAGAAGACAAUUGUUUCAGAGAAUGUUAGGAAGUCGCUACAUGGAUGGCGACACAAGGUGAAAACCAGACUCGAGGGUUCAAUUGUUAAUCCAGAAAGAUUAUUAGUGACCACAUCAUUAGACUCAGUGGAGGAUGAGACAGAUCAAAUUCAUAGCAUUGCUACCAACAGCAUAGCGGGAUGCUCCCCAUUGUUCGAAAAUACCAGGGUCUCAAACCAACAAAUCGCUUUUGAGCAAAAUUGCACGAAUGAAAUCUCAGAAUGUGAUGAUGAGUUACAUGUUCCAUUUUCUCCUCGAAAUUGAGGAGAGGUUUGGUGAAAAAUAUGAUGAUGGAUCAAACAAUGACAAUAUAAUUUCGUGCCUUCUACUACUAGAACCACAACCUUAGACAUAUAUAUAUAUAUAUAUAUUACAUGUUAUGUUA